AUGGAGUCAUCAGCAGAUAUGAGUGCACUGUUUAUAAGCACAAAUGUUUCUGGCAAGUUUAGUAUGGUGCCUAGUGUAGCCUUUCAGUUUCGACACUUCAAGGUUCAUGAUUUUGGGAUGAAACUGGUUUAUCCUGGUUACCUUGGUAUCUUGAAUUGUAAAUAUCGAGUGGGAUAUGCCGCAGCUCCGUUGGAGACAAAAAUUAAUGAAAGUGACGUAGAGGAAAUAGCAUCGAGACUUGGAAUUAGGGGAGAAUAUAAUAGUUCGGGAAUUGAGGACUUAGAAACUCCAGACCUAGACAGUUUUAAAGAUGAUGAAGAUCUUGAUAGUUACGUUGAUAAUGAGGUUGAAAAUUAUAUUGAUGUCGAUGAUUAA
Messenger RNA from Leptidea sinapis, 375 nucleotides. RefSeq lists its product as uncharacterized. The coding region runs from base 1 to 375 and encodes 124 amino acids. The transcript has 3 exons. Lineage: Eukaryota; Metazoa; Arthropoda; Insecta; Lepidoptera; Pieridae. The record is from RefSeq and is a predicted model, not a curated record.